AUGGUUCAAGUAGAAGUAGAGGAGUAUACUCAAAGGAUCAAUUAUUGCCGCAUUCAUGACCUUAUGUUGGAGCUGUGUUUAUCAAAGGCAAAAAUAAAUGAUUUUCUUGGGAUCAUUCAUCUCCAAAGCGAUGAUCUAGCUAAUUGCUUAACCACCACAACAUCGACAACUACUGCUCCUAAAAUACGCAAACUUGCAAUUCAUUUGAAUAGGGAUGUCAAAAGAGUUGUCCUCCCUAAAUUGGAGAUAACUAAACAUCUAAGAUCCAUAUUGUUCUACAAUUCAAGGAGUGUCAAGAACGUAUGUUCAAUAGAGUUGAACUCCCAUUUGAAGUACUUCAAAUUGCUUAGGAAUUUGGAUCUUGAUGCAUUUAAGUUGGACGAAAAGUCAGUCGAAUCAAUAGGCAACCUAAUUAGCUUGAGGUACUUGAGCUUUAGAGGUUGUUUCAUACCAAAAUGGCAUUCGUCUAUCUGCAAGUUGAAACACUUGCAAACCUUGGAUUUACAAUAUUGCCAGUUCAACUUAGGUGAAGUAAUAGUCAUACAUGGAAUGGAACAAUUGAGGCAUUUGUAUAGUCCAUUGAAUUUCUAUCUCAAUGUUAAAUUCAAAUUUGAUGGGUUAAGCAACCUCGAAACAUUAGGAGGGUUUGACUCAAGAUCUUGUGACGUCAAUGAUCUGUGUAAAUUGAUCAAUCUUCGGCAACUAGAAAAUGCAACUUUUUGGCAGAUGGACAAUCAGGACUUAGUGGCUUUCAUCUACCUACGCAUCGGUACCGACCACCUCCGACCAACAUCCUUAUCAGUUCGAUUUUGCAAAAAAGAAGAAGAAGAGUUGACUCUUCUCAAACAACUGUUAGGGUGUCACCAUCUUUACAGAUUGAGUAUUCGUGGAAUUAUUCCCGAGUUACCAGAGUACAGCCGGGGUUUCUCUCCCAACCUCAUCGAGUUAUUGUUGAUGCGAUGUAAGCUUGAAGAAGACCCUAUGCCAACAUUGGAGAGGCUACCUAACCUACAAUAUCUCUAUUUAGGUGAUUGUGUCUUUGUGGGGGACAAAAUGGUUUGCUCCGCUAAUGGUUUCCCCCAACUCAAAACCCUAUCUCUCUUUGCCUUGCGGCAGUUGAAAGAGUGGGAGGUGGAAAAAGGAGCCAUGCCCAAUCUCUCUUCUUUAGAAAUUAAUUAUUGCCGAGGACUAGAAAUGGUACCAGAGGGACUGAGAUUCAUUGCUACCCUCCAACUAUUUACAAUUAAGGGUGCACGCGAAAAUUUCAACAAGCUUCGAAGGGUCAAUGGUGAAGAAGGAGAAGAUUUUUACAAAGUGCGACAUGUGUCUUCCCUCAACAUUAGGUAA
Messenger RNA from Camellia sinensis, 1347 nucleotides. The record is from RefSeq and is a predicted model, not a curated record. NCBI's taxonomy places the organism in Eukaryota, Viridiplantae, Streptophyta, Magnoliopsida, Ericales, Theaceae.